This is a messenger RNA of Girardinichthys multiradiatus, 3096 nucleotides long. It is a transcript of the gene gramd1c, whose product is annotated as GRAM domain containing 1c. Gene Ontology annotation, molecular function: sterol binding; sterol transfer activity. Gene Ontology annotation, cellular component: endoplasmic reticulum-plasma membrane contact site; endoplasmic reticulum membrane; plasma membrane. NCBI's taxonomy places the organism in Eukaryota, Metazoa, Chordata, Actinopteri, Cyprinodontiformes, Goodeidae. Bases 31 to 2160 code for a protein of 709 amino acids. The record is from RefSeq and is a predicted model, not a curated record. Gene Ontology annotation, biological process: intracellular sterol transport. The transcript is spliced from 18 exons.
UCCCUGGAGGUGUUUCCCCCUGUCGGCUGGAUGAGACGCACCUGCUGCGGAAGGAGAACAUUUAACUCAUCUAAGAAGCUUCAGAACCAAACAAACCUACCUUUUAAACCUCGGUCAGACAGAACAGGGACACUGGGUCCUCUCCGCGUUAGCAGCCCAGCAGAGCCCAUGGACCAGCUAUCCAACCGGUCAGGAGUGGGUAGCGAUGAUGUUACGGAUGAAACAGGAUCCCUGGUGGACGUCGGGCUGAGCUCGGAGGACGAUAGCUCCGAUGCUCUAGCUCCAUGUCUUGCUGUGCCUCAGUCUCCUCUGCCGAGCUACAAACAGAGGAUGGAGGAGUUUAAGAGGCUGUUUAAGGAGCUGCCUGAUUCAGAAAUGCUCAUAUUGGAUUAUCCUUGUGCCCUCCAGCGGGACAUUCUCCUUCAGGGACGCCUGUACCUCUCCGAGAACUGGAUCUGUUUCUACAGCAAUGUGUUUCGUAGUACAAAGAUUGUCCUGUCUCUCAGAGAUAUCACCACAAUGUCUAGAGAGAAAAUGGCUCGAUUGAUCCCCAAUGCCAUCCAGAUCUGCACAAAUACUGAGAAGUAUUUUUUUGCUUCCUUCUCGGCAAGAGAGAAAAGCUUUCUGAGUGUUUUCCGCAUGUGGCAGAACACACUGCUGGACAAGACUCUGACGUGCCCAGAGCUGUGGCAGAUGGUUAAGCAGCAUUAUGGCUAUGAUCUGGGCCUGAAUAAUGAGGAGAUGGCGAAUUUACAGGUGUCACCAGAAUCGAGCGGGCAGACCAGCCUGCAGCAGAAGCUCAGCGGUGGCAGUAGUAGUGGUGGUGGUGAUGAUGGUCUCAGAAGACUGGAGCGGCCCAACAGCCUCCGCCUCCCGGUGGUGGAGCAUGGUCCGUUGCAGAGCUCCACACCUCAAGGCGAGGACUUCCCCUCACCCAUCAGCUCACCAAAGACUACCAACACGGAUGAGUCUCGCAACACCCCAUCUCUGCAGCAAAAUCCAGGUCUUUUAUUGGACCGACGCAUCCCAGAGCGUCUCUCCAAGCGUUCCGCACAGCCUUUUGACCUCAAUGCUAACGAGAACAUGUCGGACCAAAGUGGCUCGGAAAGCUUUGAAGAAGUAGAGGACCGAAUUGGCAGGUCCGAGAAGCUGGGGCGACUGUUUGUCAACCGUGUUUUCCACAUAAGUGCCAACAAAAUGUUUGAGUUGCUCUUUACAGACUCCAGCUUCACUCGUAGGUUUAUGGACAUCCGCAGGAUUUCAAAUCCAAGCUUUACUGCUUGGGAGAAGGACAACUCAGGAAACGAGAAGCGGAUCCUGAACUAUGCUAUAACCAUCAAUAACCCCCUGAUUGGGAAGUUCUCCACUGCUACAGAGAACCAGACUCUGUACAAAGAAUCCAAGGAGGGUCAGCAUUACAGGGUGGAUGCUGAGGUGUACACUCAUGACGUUCCCUACCAUGAUUACUUCUACACACAAAACCGCUACUACAUCAUAAGCAUCUCCAAGCGGAAGUGUCGACUAAGGGUAUACUCUGACGUGAAGUACAGGAAGCCAACAUGGGGUCUAGUCAAAUCUUUUAUUACCAAAAACUCCCAGAGUGGCAUUGAAGAUUACUUUAGACAGCUGGAAACUGAACUGCUGGAGGAGGAGGCGGAGAUGACCCAAGCAGCUGGAGAGGCGGGAAAGCUGGGAGGGCUUCGCAGGAGGAGGCGAACGUUAAGCCGGACCCUAGCAGAUCACGGAAAGCCCAGCAAGCGGUACGGACAGGAUCCUGAGCACAGAGACAGAAGCUUGGGCGCCGCGGAUACGACGGGCCCACACAGAUGGAGCACUACCGCAAUAGUUGCUAGCAUGAGUGUAAUUCUGUUGAUCCUGAUAGUGCUGAAUCUGGGCUUGUUUUUUAAGCUGUGGGCGAUGGAGAACGUGGCUCAACGCAUGUACCUGACGACGAAACAUCGGCUGAGGGAGAGGAUGGAGAGCAGCUUUGGACCACAGUAUGGUUCCAAACCAGGGCCAGUUGUCCGGACCAAUGAGGACUUGCACCUACUAAAAACUGUCCUGCAGGACUCCAUUAAUCUUCUAGAACAACUCCGUACCUCUCUGAUUGUGCUCCAGCAGAGCUUUGCUAUGGCCAAUCGAACAGCAACACAGCAGUGACCUUAUCCACAACCCAGGGCACACCAUGAAGCUGUGUUCACAUCCGUGCCUAACAGCCUGCUGCAGCAGACUCCCUCAGAGCAGACCUGGUAUCCACAGCUUUGUUGCUCCGCUGGCGUCUCCAGACUCCAGAGAUGCUACAUGUUGCCAGGGUUGCAAGCCAGCAUCUAGUGAACAUCGAGCAGCAGGUGUAAAUUUAUUCAGGUUUCUGUUUUUUAAACAGUGGCAUGUGCAAAUAUUUAUACUUUGGUUUUUAGCAUUGGUAAGUGCAUUAAUAUUUAAAUAUUUUAACUUUUGCACAAGUCUUGUGAGUAUCUCUCAAUCUUGUUUUAAUUCUAAUAAAAACUGUGUUAUCAGUGACUCAAACCUGAAUGUCUACUUGUUCUUCAGCAAUCAUAAAUCAUGUUAAUGACUGUUUUGGUUUAGGUGUUUGUGCACAUUUAAUUUAUUUUUCUAUUGAUUACAUGUUUGUGAUUAUCACAUGCCUGGCCUAUGUCACUGUGUAUUUUUAAGAUCAAUGUUUUUGUAUGUUCUCAUUUUGAAUUAUAAAGGGGGAAACACUUUUUCUUUUAUCUGUUGGUGAUGCACAAUAAAGUUGAGCCAGGUUUAUUGUUUACAGUGUUCUGGAUGUUAAAAGGAGAGCAGAGUUUCAUUCAGUUCUACACAGGCUUUUAUAGGUGUUUAUAUGCUUACUACAUUAAAAAAGGUUCACAUUUAUUUUUUCCUGUACAAUGUGUCGCACCCUUUUUCUACUAAUUGGGGGAUUUCUGCAUAUGUUCACUCCUUUGCGUUUGUCCUUGCAGAUGUUAGGUCCUUAAAGUUAAAGCAAGCUGGUUGCAAGUAUUUUUAGUUUGAACACUAGGGUGUUUUUAAAGACUAGCUGGACUUAAUAUCCUUCUUGAAAGGGGAAAGAAUAAAUGAUUAAUGAAACUAAAA